GAGAGAGAAGCAGUCCGCCAUUUUGUGAAAGAGCAGAAACGAAGCAGAUCACAUGUAAUAAUAAGACUAAGAAGUGUCAUUCGCAACUAGAUGUUUAUAAAACCAUCAUUCCACAUGGGUUUGGUACACUCAUAAAGAAUGAUGGAGAAGAUGAGAACCUUUUAAAGGCUCUGCAGUUCCAGUGUUGAAGCUAAAGUAAAAGCUUGUAUCAAGAUAAAUGUUUUUGUUGACCAGACACCUAGGGCUUUUACUGCACGAUUGACAGACUUUUCUGUUGCCCGAGUUGUUUGUGAAUUGUUCUGACAGUAAACACUAGGGGGCUACACCAGAUUACAGUUUCGGGGCUGUUUAUACAAGAGUUUUUUCACUAAGAUGUGCUUUGGCUACGGAAAUGGGAUUUUGGUUGACUGAAACAUAAAGCAUCCCUUUGCACCAAUCCCCCCCCAAAAAAAAUAAAGACAUAUAAUCUUAAUCUUGGGAUUUUUGUUAAACCAAAAACAUAUUCAGUUAUACAAUAAUGGAAGAUCUAUUCAUUUGGUUGGUGGGCUUAUUUUUCUGAUGUUUGAUUGCAUACAUUUAUGAUAAAUUUCUGUAUUUCAUAAAAUGCCACAAAAUCUGUGCCCCCCCUGGAACCAUCUUGGGACCCCCAGUUUGACAACCACUGACCUACGGUACCACAGAUGAUGCUGACAGCCGUCAAGAUUUUCUCAGAAAUUCAGGCCUACUUAUACAGAGGACACUGCACGGCAAAAACCACCUGCAUACCAGAUAAGGAGACACUCCCCCUUAUCAAGACACAAACAGAAGCUUUGAGCUAAAGAGAUCACUCCAAAGCUGAACACCGCUCUGAAAGGAAAUGGUUUCAGUUUAACCCUUAAACUGCAUUCUUUUUUGGCCAAUUAACCUAAAAACAAGUUAUAAUCAUAACUUGAAGUCUAAAAGGUAAAAAAUAAUCAAUAUCAAUCAUUUUGAAAGCACCUCUCACAGUUUUAGUGAUAAUAAUUGUUACAGUGAGAUAUUUAUCGGUUUGCUUUGUCAGAUGUAGUACAAGUCGAAUAAACCCCUCAACUGAUGCUUACACGUGAUAUGAAAGGAAAAUCUGUCCAUUUACAGGACAUGUAGAAGAGAAGUGCAUGGCCUGGCCACCCAAGCUUUAAAAAAAGACAAUUCAUUAUUUUCUUUUACGAUUAAGUGGGGGUGUUAGAUAUAUAUUAUCAUAUAUAUUCAAUUAUUCUGUUAUAUUCUAAACAGUCUUCUACAGCAAGAUAAAUGUGCAGCAAUCGCUGUUAAGACAAGAGUGCGUUCAGUUCAUUCUCAGCUUUAUUUUGACAAAAAAAAAACUUUUUUAUCAGGCGAGAUAACCUUGAAGACAGGAAAUCAGUGGUUUCUGAGGAAAGGAGGGCAUUGAGCAAUUUAUGUUCCCAGAAAAAGAACGUACAUAGAGUGUAUUUCAUCAUUUCACUUAAAAAGGAACAUCUAAUAAGACCAACAGCGCAAGAUCUUGAACCGGACUUAAAACUUGGAUCUGUAGGAUUGACCUAUUGACAUUGUACAAUGGGGAGAUACAAAAAAGCCACAAAGCUUGUAAGAGCAGAUCUGUGGGCAAAAGCAGGAGGAAUAGAUGCUGUCGCAAAUGAACUCCGUAAAAAUUAUGUUUUUAAUAAAAACCCUGGAUAUUCUUCAGAAAUCUGGUCCCAGGUGUCCUUGGCUUUAUUUGGUGAAGACAUCAAGAAAAACCGUUGCUGGUUAUGGGCGGCCUGGACCAAAAACCACAAGGGCUUGAGAGACAGAGUACAUCUUGGCACAAAAGAAAGCAAUGUGAUGACUGCAGUUGUGCCAGAAAAUAGGACAGAGGGAACUGAGUCAGAAGAUAAAGAAACAAGUUCCAGUAAGGAAGUGGCAGAUGUGACAACUCGGAACGAAAAGAAGAUAGACGCGAUGGAUGUGGAGUCAAACACAGACUCGGACGCAUCGGACCUGGAGCAAAGCACUGACUCAGAGCAGCCUAAGAGUCGACAUGAUGUCAUGAUGGUACAGGAAAGAGAGUCUGGACUUGAUAUUUGGAGGCAAUGUCCAAAGGUGAGAAAAACAUUUUAUAUCAACAUGGAGAGAAAAAGGUGGAAUAAGAUCAAACCACACAAAGGGUCCUCAAAAUUAAGACAACAUUGGACGAACUAUAUGUACGACAGCUUCAAAGAAAAAAAUCCAUGCUGCAUUCUCGCGUUCAGAUAUCAACAUAUCAAAUCUCCCCAGAGCAGAAAAGUAAAUCUUCCCUAUUUACGCGUUUCAGCAGCCUGCACAUUCCCUUCUUGCACAGCCAAGUACUCUUUCAAAUUGCAAGAAAAGCCUGCAAAACUAGACAAAACGCUGAAAAUUUCAGUCCAUCAAACGGGAGAAAUACAUCACAAACUUUCCGAUAAAAAGUGCAGGCCGGCAACUCAACUCAAAAGAGGAAAAAUAGCAAAGGCAUUAACGAACGGACCCAGCGAUUAUUUUUACACCAAACUUCAAACUACACCAAAGGAGCAACUCUUGGCUGGAAACAUGUCCGAGUGUCUCAAUAAAGAUGUGUUGAAAGUAAUCAGCUAUGAAAUGAGGAAGAAAGAAUACAUCCAUCCUGACAUCCUGAAGGAAAUAUCCUUAAUGCAAACAAUACUCAAGGAGUGUGAUGCCAAAUAUUUUACCCUACCAGGCUACGUACAGCAUUUUACCGUGAAUCCGUUCAUGGUCCACAUGUACAGCGAGCUCGGCAUCAGCAUUCUUGUGCAUCAUUUGAGAACUCGCGUUCCUUUGUCUCUCUAUCUUGACGCCACCGGAGGAGUCGUGUCAAAAAUACCAGACCAGCCCAAGUGUGUGCUCUACUAUGCUCUCAUUCUUUCAGGAAAGGGUCAAAAUACACCACCUCUUCCCGUCUGUGAGAUGCUAUCCAAUGAUCACUCCAUACCACCCAUCACAUUUUGGCUCAUGCAAUUCGCAUUGCAUUUGACGAAAUACACACACCUGACCAUUAACAAGGUGGAGACCGAUUACAGCUGGGCUUUAAUACAAAGUGUGAUGCUCGCUUUCAACAAAGAGCACAUCAUCUCCUAUCUCAACAGAGCGUACGAGUGCUGCACAGGCAAAAAAACAUGGGAUGACAGCAAGACUGUCCUGCACAUUUGCGCUACACAUGUUUUGAAAGCCGUCCGACAGUCUAUAAAAAAGCAAACGGAUGACGAAGGACUGAAAGACUUUGCCCUGUUUGCGUUCGCAAGACUCCAAAAUGCCAGCGGCAUGACUGAAUCGAGUACUGUGUUCAGGGCGUUUUGUACUUUGCUCACGACCCCGCAAAACACAGAACGCGUCAAAGAAAGUAGGAAUCUUCUGGAGAGUAUAAUUCUGAGAUUCAAACAGGACACACCGGAAGAAACUAUCCAAUCUGAAGACUGGGAAACAUGGAUAAGGGAACAAAGAAACCAUGAGAAGAGCAUCACGGGCAGCUCACCAUUCUUUGCCUAUUUUCAGCAGAUCUUGAAAGAGGUGACGGAACAUGCAACAGAUGAGACGUGUUCAACAGACGAGGACAACCCGUACUUUUGUCCAGGCAUCCUCCAAGUUCUCUUUAAUACCUACCUUGCCAUUUUUCCUCUCUGGAGUGGCUUGCUGUUGGGAGACCUGAGGAGGCAUGAGUCGCAUGAACAGGACAAUUUGACGGCAAACACAUCACAACAAACAAGAGACACCAACUGUCACAUAGAAAAUUGGUUUCGAAUUGUUAAACACUCCAUAUUGCAUAGCAAGAAAAAACUCAGACCGGGAAUGUUCAUAAGAAAAAUGCAUCGGUCUAUGCAGGGAAGAUAUACGGAGCACAUCAUUCAGCAUAACCUCUCUCAAGAGCUGUUGCUCAAACCUCUGGCACCUAUGAACCUUCUCGAUCAGUCUAAAGAAACUUGGAUGAGGAAGGACCAAGAACGCCGGCCAGUCACCAAAUCCAAAUUCUUCUCUGUCCCAGAAAGUGUCCCUGUUCCACAGAAAGAUCGGAUCUACAAGAAUGUGACAAAGCGCAAGAAAAGAUCUUGACUCCUCAUGUAGAUGAGAAGGUUGAGAUGCUGUCGACAAAACUGCUCAAAGCCGUUCCCCAGCCAGAAACUGGAGUACCUUUUACAUCACAGGGAAUUUCAAACGCUGAAGCCGCGUGACUGCUUAUUUGGAGCGGAACAUAUAUCAUAACAAAAAUAUACAUGUAAAAUUGUUCAGUUAUUUGUGUUGUUAAUAGUAUGCUACACUAUGUAGUCCAAAUUGAAUAAGGUUAGCCAAAAAAGGGUUAUUUUGUUGGCUUGACUUAUGUUAACGUUUGUUUAAAAUUUGCCCAACUUGGAUCCUGUGUAGUCUGAAAAAAAACUUCCCAGCAUGCAUUGUGGCAUGUUCAAUUUGGCUGUUAAUAUUAAAAAAGGUUAGCGUUAAAAAGGAUCUUCAGAUCUGAGUUUCUUAAAAGCAACCUGUGUGUCUGUGUAAAUAUAUUUAUUAUCUGAGUGAGCACUAAAAAUCUGACUUCACAGUACAACGAUUUUCAUUUUCAGUACAUACAUUGUAUUUAUCUAAUCUACAGUAUGUGUUGUGUUUUUAUACACUGUUAAAAGUAUAGGGAUUUAACGAUUCACUGGGCCAGUUGAAAAUCAAUUGUAGUAUAUGAUGAUUCAAGUCGGUUGAUAUGUUAAAUUAAUCACAAUACAUGUUUUGAACAGCAGGGGACACUGUUUGCUGCAAACUGGAAAACUUGAAUAGGCUGAUAUUUCUUAGAGUACAUAACUAGGGAUUUUUAAGGUCCUACUUUGGUCUAUGGAGUGUCCAACAACAAGUUUAUGUACAUAGGUGUAAAAACACUAUUAUUUCUUAAUAAUAGGCAAUUAUUCUUACCUUACUUCUUGACUGACUCUCAAAUGAUUCGUUCCACAAUUCAUCUGUCUAAUCCCCUUCUUUCCGCUAGCCUAGUUUGAUGUGAUUGGUCAGAUGGUCUAGACUGCUGUGAUUGGUCUACCGCGAAUGAGGCUCUCUAGCUACAGUGUUUGGGGGAGAAGAGUGAAGUUUUCACGGGCAGUCCUAGCAAAACGUAGGCGGGGUCUAUGUGUAGUUACGUAAAUCCGCGGCGGUUCGCGAAUCGGACUAGGGACGACUCGUUUGCGUGAUUCAUAGUCGACUCCCUUUUUUCCAAGCCAAUAACUUUGGUAUUCAUCCACCUUGGGAUUUACAACUUGGCAGACUGCUUACUUUCAAACACGCCAACAUUACACACUGCAUGAAAUGUAAUUUUCAUGAUCUCAUGUUAUGUACUCGUUAAAUGUAAAAAAGCAGACAGAGUCUUUGUUUGUUAAUAUUAAAGAAACUGUUGUAUUCUUCAUGUUUAUUUGAUUUGGAAUUUGUUUUAAAAUGGCAAAUUGUUUUGUUAUAAUAAAAAGGGUAGUUGUUCAUUUCUAGUUUGUCACAACUCACUUUGUAAAAAUACAUCAUACCUUGAGAUCAGUAUCGUGCAUCGCAUUGUUAGAAGUGUAAUUUUACUGUUUUAAUUUACACAAUUUUCUGUAUUUUUGAAAUGCAGCAAAAAAUGUCAAAUUACAGAAAACUGCACAUUUAAAAGUCGGGUGUAAAAAAACAUAAAAACAAACAUGUAAUUCUACUUUACAAAAAAAAAUGCCUUAGUCUUAUGCUGUGUGCUGAAUUUUGUUGUCAUGUUGUGAAAUGUUGUGAAACUGUAAAUUUCCACUAUAUUUGCCUAUAGUAGCCUAACACCUGUUAGUUCAGUUUCUUGUGAGAUGAAGUUAGACUGAUCAUCACAACACAAACUGAGAUUACUGUAUACAUUAAACUCUGCUCAUUUUAUUAUAUAA
Molecule: messenger RNA, 5864 nt
Organism: Triplophysa rosa
Lineage: Eukaryota; Metazoa; Chordata; Actinopteri; Cypriniformes; Nemacheilidae
Exons: 5
Coding region: 1555-4059 (834 amino acids)
Source: RefSeq, a predicted model, not a curated record